This is a messenger RNA of Humulus lupulus (European hop), 1051 nucleotides long. Its product is annotated as squamosa promoter-binding-like protein 3. The transcript is spliced from 2 exons. The record is from RefSeq and is a predicted model, not a curated record. Gene Ontology annotation, molecular function: DNA binding. Lineage: Eukaryota; Viridiplantae; Streptophyta; Magnoliopsida; Rosales; Cannabaceae. Gene Ontology annotation, cellular component: nucleus. The coding region runs from base 96 to 641 and encodes 181 amino acids.
UUCUUCAUUACUCUCUAAAAAAAUAAGUGUCUUUUCUCUUUAUUCUUCUUCUUCUUCUUCUCACUCUCUCUCUCUCUCUCUUUAGGUUGGAGAAAAUGGAACCCAACAGAGCUCAGGGGAAGAGGAGCUUCAAGUACCAGAUGGGUGAGGAGAUGGAGGAGGAGGAGGAAGAGGAGGACGAAGACGACGACGUUUCGGGUUUAGGGUUCGGCAGUGGUAGUGGUAGUGGUGAUGAUAUGAUGAGGAAGAAGAGACCGGCGGCCAUGAGUAGUAGUACUUCUUCUUCAACCUCAUCCUCAUCUGGUGCUGCUGCUGCUGCUACUGCUACUAUUAGGAGAUCGGGAUCCAGUGUGGGAGGGUCCACGAGACCUUCUUCUUGUCAGGCUGACAACUGUAGCGCUGAUUUGACUGAGGCGAAACACUACCACCGUCGGCACAAGAUCUGUGAGUUUCACGCCAAGGCUUCCGUCGUCAGUGUCGCCGGACUCCAGCAACGCUUUUGCCAGCAAUGUAGUAGAUUCCAUGGACUGUCAGAGUUUGAUGACACUAAAAGGAGUUGUCGAAGGCGUUUGGCUGGUCAUAAUGAGAGGCGUAGGAAAAGCUCAUCUGACCUUCAUAAUCAUAGAGAAGGGUCCAAUUGAUGAGAACAAGAUUAUAUAUAUAUAUCGAUUAAUUAAUCUUAAUAUGAGAGCAGAACGAAGAUAAAUGGAGGAGUAAUUAGCUAUCUUUCCCAUAGUUAUUGACUCUUUCAAACUAGUAAUUAAAGUAGUUCAUCACUUCUGACCAAUUAUAAAGAUCGUAUGUGAUCCUAUCCCUUUUGAUCCUAUAAAAAUGCUCUCUCUCUUCUGUCAAACCCCUUAGCCACUAGCAAUAUUAGAACUAUAUAUAUAUAUAGUAGUACUAGUAGUGGUGCUCUUGAGAAAUGUUUGUACUUGAUGAUUGGAAACUGUGAUGAUCAUCAAAUCGAGAUUCUUAUUAUUAUUAUUAUUGUUUUUGUUAUAUAUGCUAAACAUUAUUUAAGGCAUUAAUUUAUUGGUCAUUCGUAUCAUCA